AGCCGUGGUACUCACGGCUUGAAACCAACAUAGUUUUAUUUAACUUUAUUUUAUUUAGUUAUUUUUUUGUUUUCUUUUAGUGAAAAUCUUGUGUAUGCAAGAUGUCGGACCCAAAGAAGAACCUGUUGUUAUUCUUCGACCGGCCCUCGGAGCCGUGCUUCAUGCAGAAGGGAGAUGAGAAGGCUGUCUUUGAGAUACCUGAGCACUACUACCCGGAGAAAUACAAGCAGCUAACGAGCACCAUCGCCAACCGUUUCGGAGAUGACGCCGGCCGUACUAUCCCAGUGCGUAACAUCGCGCUGCCGAACCUGACGCUGCCCAUGGAACUGCCCUACAACGAGCAGUUCUCUCUCUUCGUGCCCAAACACAGAGUCAUGGCGGGCAAGCUCAUUGACAUCUUCAUGGGUAUGCGUGAUCUGGAGGACCUACAGUCAGUCUGCUCGUUCUGCCAGCUGCGCAUCAACCCCUACAUGUUCAACUACUGCCUCUCCGUCGCUAUACUGCACAGGCCCGACACUAAAGGAAUCAACAUCCCGACCUUCGCGGAGACCUUCCCCGACAAGUUCAUGGACCCCAAGGUGUUCCGUAAAGCCAGGGAAGUCAGCAACGUCGUCACAUCAGGAGUCAGGAUGCCAGUAACAAUCCCAGUGAACUACACGGCCAACGAUUCAGAGCCUGAACAGCGCGUGGCUUACUUCCGCGAGGACAUUGGCAUCAACCUCCACCACUGGCACUGGCACUUGGUGUACCCCUUCGACUCUGCUGACCGUUCCAUCGUCAAUAAGGACAGGCGUGGAGAGCUGUUCUAUUACAUGCACCAGCAGAUCAUUGCCAGGUACAACAUGGAGCGUAUGUGCAACGGCCUGUCCCGCGUGGUGCGCUUCCAGAACUUCCGCGAGCCCAUCGAGGAGGGAUACUUCCCCAAGCUGGACUCGCAGGUCGCCAGCAGAGCCUGGCCGCCUAGGUUUGCCGGUACGACCAUCCGCGACCUGGACCGUCCCGUGGACCAGAUCCGCGCCGACGUGUCCCAGCUGGAGACCUGGCGGGAUCGCUUCGUGCAAGCUGUCGAGACCCUCUCCGUUACUCUGCCCAACGGGCGCCAAAUCCCCCUGGACGAGGAGCGCGGUAUCGACAUGCUGGGCAACAUGAUGGAGUCGUCCAUCAUCAGCCCUAACCGCGGGUACUACGGUGACCUCCACAACAUGGGACAUGUCUUCAUCUCCUACUCGCACGAUCCUGACCAUCGCCACUUGGAACAAUUUGGCGUGAUGGGUGACUCGGCAACGGCCAUGCGCGACCCCGUGUUCUACCGCUGGCACUCGUACAUCGACGACUUGUUCCAGCUCUACAAGUACAAGCUCAACCCAUACGGAGAUGACAAGCUGGACUUCCCGGGCAUUCGUGUAUCGAGCGUGAGCAUCGAGGGCGCGGCGGGGCGCAACACGGUGGGCACGCACUGGGAGCUCAGCACGGUGGAGCUCGGACGCGGGCUCGACUUCACGCCGCGCGGCUCCGUGCUCGCCAGGUUCACGCAUCUACAGCAUCAGGACUUCAACUACGUCAUCGAGGUGAACAACACGUCGGGCCAGUCCGUGAUGGGCACGGUCCGUAUCUUCAUGGCGCCCGUACAGGACGAGCGCGGCGCCCCGCUGACCUUCGACGAGCAGCGCCGCGCCAUGAUCGAACUAGACAAGUUCACCGCUGGCUUACGUCCGGGUAACAACACAAUCCGUCACCGCAGCGUGGACUCCUCCGUUACCAUCCCCUACGAGAGGACCUUCCGUGACCAGUCUGCCCGGCCGGGCGACCCAGGUACGGCGGAGUCGGCGGAGUUUGACUUCUGUGGGUGUGGGUGGCCACACCAUAUGUUGAUCGCCAAGGGCAACCCCCAGGGGUACCCCGUCGUACUCUUCGCCAUGGUCUCCAAUUGGGCUGAGGACAGGAUCGAGCAAGACCUUGUAGGUUCCUGCAAUGACGCGGCGUCGUACUGCGGCAUCCGCGACCGCAAGUACCCAGACCGGCGCGCCAUGGGCUUCCCCUUCGACCGGCCCUCCACCGCCCAGAGCCUCUCCGACUUCUUGCGUCCCAACAUGGCCGUGCAGAACUGUUCCAUUCGGUUCUCCGACACGACCAUCCCAAGGCAACAAAGACGGUCUGCCUCCGUUUCCUCCGAUUCGUCCGAUUCGUCGUACUCAUCCAUAUCGUCGGCCUCGUCUGGUCCAAGUCCGCCCCACCACCAGCCCUGUGGCUGUCCAGACGACACUCUAACUCCUGCUGAAAUAGCAGCCAUUAUAAAGAAGCCAUAUUUUGCUGACAAAUGCAAACCUGUUAGACAUUACGAUUACAUUUUUACACCAAAUCCUAUUCAUAAACAUACGAAGACUUCGAAAAAGUAUAAAUAAACUAUCCUUCGUCAUUCCGACAAUACAUUUCCUUCAGUUUUGGACAUACUUCAUUUUUAUAAAAGCAGGUUAUAUUACCUACUUUUUUUUGGAGGCAGAUUUACAAAUCAAUCAGUUUUACAAACUUUUAUAUAAAUUAUUUAACCGUUGCAUGAAUAUUUUGAAAUUAAUACAGUUUUUUGUAUCAUAUCAAAAGUUCUUAUAUGUUAUUUCACACAUUAUUUACUGUUUUAUUCAAUGCUAACGGAGAUAAGUGAUAUAUAUUUUGAUAAAGGCAAUGUGACAAAAUUUAAUCGAGAUUAUUCGUGGUCAUUGAAUAUAUUUAUUAUUCCCGAAUGUUUUUAAUUCUGUUUGUCUGUUAUGUUGUUACUGGUACGACUUGGCAUACAUAAAGGUUUCCGAUUUAUCCUAGCUUUAGUUUAACAUAAGUAUAGUUAUAAGUAAAUGGGUCUGUAAAUAUUGUAAAUAGUUGUUAGUUUUAUAUUACACAGUAUGUAAAUACUUUGAUUCUUGAGACUGAAUAAAUUAGCCUUUUACCAAAA
This is a messenger RNA of Spodoptera exigua (beet armyworm), 2944 nucleotides long. Lineage: Eukaryota; Metazoa; Arthropoda; Insecta; Lepidoptera; Noctuidae. The record is from the annotation of a GenBank genome assembly.